Pyricularia pennisetigena is the source of this 735-nucleotide messenger RNA. RefSeq lists its product as uncharacterized. NCBI's taxonomy places the organism in Eukaryota, Fungi, Ascomycota, Sordariomycetes, Magnaporthales, Pyriculariaceae. The record is from RefSeq and is a predicted model, not a curated record. The transcript is spliced from 2 exons. Bases 1 to 735 code for a protein of 244 amino acids.
AUGACAUUCCGUUCUCCACGAUCUUCAAUAGCCAUAGCUAUCUGCACAGUAGCCACGCUGCUCAUGAGCCUGCCCGCCGGCGCCGCCACAUUCACCGAGGGCAAAGUCUGGUACUCAUCCUCCGUCGGCGUGCUAGGCUGCAAGGUUGAUACAAACAGAAUAGCCUACUGGCCUGGACAUGUCGACUGCGACAAAAUCUGCAUAAAGCUGAGCCACGAGGGUAGGACACUCCGCCUCCUCCACAUCGACUCGUCCGAGAGCGCCUACGAUGUCUCGUACGACGCGUGGAACUACCUCAUGACGGGCGAAGGGGCCAGGGAGAGCCCUACCGCGGGGGGCGCUGUAGCGAUGAAAUACCGAGAAGCGGCGGCAGAUGAAUGUCGGGACCUGCUCCAUACACCUGGGAGCAAGCUACCGCUUAGCGCAUCAAACAGUAUGACCUACUUGGUUAACUGUUUGGAGAAGUCGGAUAGCUGGGUUGCCAAAAAUUAUCUGCUGUAUAACGUGCUAGACUCCCUCUGUGCAUGGGGUAACGACGAAACGUGCAACCUUGACUGGCCUGCUGAGAACCAAGCGAAAUGCAGAUCAGGGCUGGGCACGCCCUCAGUGCUGAAUGAGCAGGUCUACAACAUCGAGUACCCGACCGGUAGGGUUGUAUCGGCCUCUACGGGGCAGGUUGUCGACAGCAUGCUGGAUACCGCUGGCCGAUCAGGCUCUCAAGUAGAUAACAACUAG